Messenger RNA from Manihot esculenta (cassava), 1613 nucleotides. RefSeq lists its product as uncharacterized. Bases 364 to 1344 code for a protein of 326 amino acids. The transcript is spliced from 2 exons. NCBI's taxonomy places the organism in Eukaryota, Viridiplantae, Streptophyta, Magnoliopsida, Malpighiales, Euphorbiaceae. The record is from RefSeq and is a predicted model, not a curated record.
GAGAUCGAGGAAGAUUAGAUCGGGAAGAUACAGAGAUUUUGCAUAAAUAUCGUCACGAUGGCGUUCGAAUGAAAGUCACUGCCAAAGCGCCACCAAUCGGAGAAGGAAGGAGAGUAAAAUAAACCUCCACCUGCGGACGCACACAUUGUACAAUUGUACCUCCUCUUCCUUCGCGCAACAACCGCAACCUACGGCCAUCCUGACCGCGAAGAUCGGUGCCGCUCCUUCGCCUCCUUUCCGUCUUGUUCGACCCAAUUAAAAAAAAAAAAAGAGAAAGAACUUUGUAUAAAAAGGGAACAGCCUCUGAUCCCCACUGCAUUUUCCUUUUAUUUAUUAUCUAUCUGCCAGAGCUUUAUUUUGUGAAUGGGGAAAGUUGAUAAGGUGAAAUGCAAGGCUGAUUCCCAGCGUCACAGAGUGACUCCAUAUCCUUUGCCAGCAAGCCGAAGGAAGAGUUCGAAAGAUUGCCACUCAAAGAAGAAGCAUUCAAAAGCCUUGGAGAAGAAUGAUUGGGAAGGUGCAACCUGUUCUGUUUGUCUGGAAUUUCCUCACAAUGCAGUGCUCCUUCUUUGUUCCUCUUAUAACAAGGGUUGUCGUCCAUAUAUGUGUGCCACUAGUCGACGUUUUUCCAAUUGUCUGGAGCAAUACAAAAUGGCCUAUACCAAAGUAAAUGAAGAGAUACAACAUUUGAACAGGUCAGCGGACAAUUCAAGCUUCCAUUUGGGUGCUGGACAGGCUAAUGAGAAGAUGGAAGUUCCAGAACUUCUAUGCCCUCUCUGUCGGGGUCAGUUGAAGGGUUGGACGGUUGUGGAACCAGCCAGGAAGUAUCUCAAUGCCAAAAAAAGAAGCUGCAUGCAGGAUGAGUGCUCUUUUGUUGGAACUUAUAAACAGCUCAGGAAGCAUGUUAAGGCCAAGCAUCCAUUGGCACGACCCCGAGCUGUGGACCCUGUUCUUGAAGAAAAAUGGAAGAAGCUUGAAUGUGAGAGAGAGCGAAAUGAUGUGAUCAGCACAAUUAUGUCAUCAUCUCCGGGGGCUAUGGUGCUGGGGGAUUAUGUGAUUGAGCCGGGUCGUCAUGGCAUUUUUAAUGAUUAUGAUUAUGAUUUGGACGAGUCACUGGAUGAUCAUUUCUUUUCUUUGGAGUCUUUCAAUCGAGGACAGGGUAGUGGUCGUUAUCGCAAUGGAUUUCACCUGGACUUUGAUUCAAUGGAUGAGGAUGAUUAUGGGCUGCGUCGUCCUGUGGCUACUGGUCCUGCUGCACUAUCUGGUCGAGGGCUCCACAGGUUACUGUUGACAAGGGCAACGAGACCAUGGAGGUUCAGAGGAGGUAAUAGAAGUCGGAAUUACUGAUUGAAAAGGUUUGAGGACUUGAGCUAUCUUAAAAUUGUUUGUUUUAGAUUGACUUGCUAACACUAUCAUAUGCCACACAUGAUGGUUGCCACAAUAGUGUUUGCCCUGAUGUGGUAAAAUGGGAUUGGCAAGUGGUAAGUGAUUUUAACAAAUAGUAGAAAUAGCAGUUUAGAGGGUCUCUUUUUAGAUGAUUACUUGUGUUGAUGGCCAAGGAGAAACAUAUUGCAUAUGCAUUUGAAUUGAGACAAUGAUGAGAAACAUUCUUGAUA